GACUUCUUUUGCGAGAGAGAUUGAGAGGGACGAUAUGGCCUCAUUCGCAGCAACAAACGCAGCAAAACUGCUCCCAUCAAUUUCCACUGCAUCAAGACACUCUCAACGUACCCAAUUUUCUUCAGGCCUCACUCCCAAAACCCUAGCCUCCUUCUCCUCUUCGAUUCGAGCUCCUUCGAUCAGCUCGGCGGGAACGAGAAAUGCGCAGUCUUUGGUGGUUUCUGCUGCCGGGCCUCGGAAUCUGAUGGGAUCUCUGACGAAAACUGAAGGCUUGCGCUUCGCAGUGGUUGUAGCACGGUUCAACGAAGUUGUGACAAACUUGUUAUUGGAGGGAGCUUUGGAGACUUUUAGAAGACAUUCAGUUAGAGAAGAAGACAUCACAGUUGUCAAAGUACCUGGAAGCUUUGAGAUUCCAGUGGUUGCCCAAAAGCUUGGGAAGUCUGGAAAUUUUCAUGCAAUAAUAUGCAUUGGAGCUGUGAUAAGGGGUGACACUACCCACUAUGAUGCAGUUGCUAAUUCAGCAGCAUCGGGUGUACUUUCGGCUGGAAUAGGCUCAGGAGUUCCAUGUAUUUUCGGUGUUCUGACCUGUGAAGACAUGGACCAGGCUUUGAACCGUGCUGGUGGGAAAGCUGGGAACAAGGGUGCUGAGGCUGCAUUAACAGCAAUUGAGAUGGCGUCGCUCUUUGAACACCAUUUGAAGUGAUGGGUUUCUAUUGCUGACAGCGUAUUUGAUCGGUUGUCCCUUAGCACUUAGUGACACCAUUUCAUUAUUUUUCAGCAGUUUUCUGCGUGAGUUUUUUCCCCUCGGUUAGCUGUAGCUACUAUUUCGGCCUUUCAACUUCUAAAAACAUGGAAUUGAUCCCGCCAUUGCUCUCGAGAGUCUGUUGUUCUUUAGACUGGAAACUGAACGAGCGAUUUGCAACGCAACCCCUAAAUUGAACAUUGUCAAGGAAUAAGAUCGUCGAUGAAAUGAGGUUUGAUUUGGUGCUUCACUUAGUGUGCAUGUGGUAUAAUGGAUUGGAGCUUUGUUUUCCUAAAAAUUAUUUCCAUUGUGAUUUUUAA
Molecule: messenger RNA, 1062 nt
Organism: Asparagus officinalis (garden asparagus)
Lineage: Eukaryota; Viridiplantae; Streptophyta; Magnoliopsida; Asparagales; Asparagaceae
Product: 6,7-dimethyl-8-ribityllumazine synthase, chloroplastic-like
Exons: 8
Coding region: 35-703 (222 amino acids)
Biological process (GO): riboflavin biosynthetic process
Cellular component (GO): intracellular anatomical structure; riboflavin synthase complex
Molecular function (GO): 6,7-dimethyl-8-ribityllumazine synthase activity
Source: RefSeq, a predicted model, not a curated record